Gambusia affinis (western mosquitofish) is the source of this 2608-nucleotide messenger RNA. It is a transcript of the gene nfe2l3, whose product is annotated as nuclear factor, erythroid 2-like 3. The record is from RefSeq and is a predicted model, not a curated record. Gene Ontology annotation, biological process: regulation of transcription by RNA polymerase II. Lineage: Eukaryota; Metazoa; Chordata; Actinopteri; Cyprinodontiformes; Poeciliidae. The coding region runs from base 387 to 2288 and encodes 633 amino acids. Gene Ontology annotation, molecular function: RNA polymerase II cis-regulatory region sequence-specific DNA binding; DNA-binding transcription factor activity, RNA polymerase II-specific. Gene Ontology annotation, cellular component: nucleus. The transcript has 5 exons.
ACGUGGAGCUAUGCAAAUUACGAAAGAGUUGCAGCAGUUUACAGUGACAGCAUUGGAGCUAUUUACAUGUUUCAUUUUCACUUUUAUCCCAACGACUUUGGGGUUGUGAUAGCUUGGACUCGUCGGGAAGAAAUGUAUCCGCUGCAACGCACAGAAAGUUAAAGCUUGUAAUAUGUUAAUGACUUGAAGUUACCUUUUGCCGGUAGUUAAGCCUUGAAGCUAAACGCUAACAGCUAGCUAGACGUUGUCACCGGUACAGGCGGACCUCUUUGUCUGACAGGGGAAGGCGUGCUCUUUUGUUAGCUUUUUCCCCUUUGUCCGCUCGGGAUAGAGGAACUGACGGGUCAGGAUUUCAUAGGCACCCGUAUUUUGGGAGUAUUUAGAAAAUGCAGGUCGCGAAAAAAUACUUUACAGAAGGCCUAAUUCAGUUGACUAUCUUGCUCAGUUUGGUUGGAGUUCGAGUAGACAUCGACAGCUACCUUACCGGCUACUAUCCGCCACUCACUGAGAUUAACUUGGGUCCAAGCUCAGCCUACAUUCAGACACCCUUUCACGUUUUGAGAGACACACUUGACGGAUACGGAGUGCAUCCAAAAUGCCCCGAGCUGGACUACUUCUUCGCCAGUCGUCGUCUGCUGGAUGAGGUGAGGAACCUCGGCUCGCCGCGGUUCCACACGCAGCUGAACGCGUGGUUGGUGCACCAAGUUUCCUCCACAGGGCCUUCCACCAGCGACAACCCUGACGCCAGCGUAGGGUUAGAAAGCACUGACAAUGAACCUGCAGAUACCGGUGAGCACCUGCCCGUCAGAGACCAAGAAGUGCACUGCCAGCCCAACUCUGAGCUGGGACAGGGGCCUUGUGGUGCUGGAGCCUUCCUGAAUGAGGAUGAAGUUAAGAUUAAAGAAGAGGAGGAAGCAGUUCCACUUACUCACCUGGCUCACAGUUCAACAUUAGAACAAGAGAGUUUGCUUGAAGGGAUCACUAUGCUGCCUGAGCCGGUGCUUCACCAUGUUCCUCCAGCUGCUGAUAUCGACUGGAACAAUUUGCUUUCUGUUGCAGAUCUUGAUGAUCUGGACUCUCUUGUCACCGAUCGUCUCUCUGAGCUUGACUCCGACAUCAGCAGCGCCAUCAGCCAGGACGUCAGUUUGCAUGACGCCAUGGUGACCAGCGCCGGGGCGUUUGGACCGACGGACUCCCGGACGGUCAGCCAACGGGAUAGAAACCUCCUGCGACUUGAGUCCACAAACUCCUCGCUCUCUGAUUCUUUGCCAGGCAUGGCGGUGGGCCUCGCUGCACUGCCCUUUGCCUCGGUGUGCAACUUAACUGGAAAUCUGACAUCGCAAAGCUCGCUCGGUAGCUGCCUAGAUGAGGCUGUGUUUGAGCAGAUCAAUCAGCUGGGUUUGGGCCUGGAGGCAAUAGACAAUCAGCUGAAUUACCUCGAGUGCUUAGACUCUGGAGCGUUCGAGGACUUGGACUCCGAUUCAGGACUCUCCUUGGAAAGCAGCUAUGGAUGUCCAGUCUCCCCUGGUUCAUCUGAGAUGUCAUCAUCGACCAGCUCGUACUAUGAAGAAGAGGGCGGAGCGACAGGCUACAGCAGCGAGGUGGACUCCAAACCCCCUAAAGGCAUACUGGACCACCGUGCCAUUUGGCCACCUGUUGAUCUGAGUGAGAGUGUGUGGCACGACCACAGCUACUCAUCUCCCCCUCUCCUCAGCAUGCCGCCCCUAAGGCUGCCAUGCAAAACCGAGGAGCCAGAGGAGGACAGUGGGUCCCUGCUGGAGGAACAGGAGCUGAGCCGCGACGAGCUGCGCGCCCGGGCCAUGUGCAUCCCCUUCUCCGUCCUGCAGAUCGUCAACAUGCCCGUGGAAGAGUUCAUGGAGGUGCUGGACACCCACAGCUUCUCCGCCGAUCAGGUGACGCUCCUGAGGGACAUCCGCAGGCGCGGGAAGAACAAGCUGGCGGCUCAAAACUGCCGCAAGCGUAAGCUGGACGCCAUUACGGGGCUGCAGGAGGAGGUGGAGAGGCUGCAGGCCCAGAGAGACAGACUGCUGAGGGAAAAGCGGCUCACGGCUAAAACCAUGGGGGCUGUGGCCCACCAGUUCAAGCAGCUGACCCGGGACGUCCUCUCUCGGGUGAGAGAUGCAUCGGGGCGGCCCCUGAACCCCGAGAGGUUUACCCUGCAGUGCGGUGCUAACGGGAGGGUUGUAGUUCAGCCCAUCAGACAGCCCGCUGUCGCCACAUCAGCUGGCAAAAAAACAGACAAGAGAAAGAAGGAGAAGAAGCAGUGAGAUUGCUCACUGAGACUUGAGCUUUAGGGGUUGUUUUGGAUAUUGAUGAACUUUACUAAACCUGGCUUUGGGGUUUUACGUUUGUAAAGAUUGCAUUGGGAGCCUAAAUUUUCACAAGCUGCAAAAACAAGAGAGACUUGGAGCAUAAAUUAAUUAAAAAAAAAUAUCUGUACUUAAUGGAAAAAAAAAGUAGCUUACACACUGGACUUUUGUUUGCUUGUUAAAGAUGGGCAAAGCAGGGUUUAAGGCAACAGCUUAGCUGCUGGAAACAGCAUCAAUCUCUCUUUGUGCCUAUUAAAAUAUGAACUUGGACAUUUAUU